Abrus precatorius (Indian licorice) is the source of this 486-nucleotide messenger RNA. RefSeq lists its product as uncharacterized. Bases 1 to 486 code for a protein of 161 amino acids. NCBI's taxonomy places the organism in Eukaryota, Viridiplantae, Streptophyta, Magnoliopsida, Fabales, Fabaceae. Gene Ontology annotation, molecular function: nucleic acid binding. Gene Ontology annotation, biological process: DNA integration. The record is from RefSeq and is a predicted model, not a curated record. The transcript is spliced from 2 exons.
AUGAAGUAUGGUGUGAAGCACAAGGUUGCUACUCCAUACCAUCCACAAACAAAUGGACAAGUUGAAGUGUCAAACAGAGAAAUCAAGCAGAUUUUAGAGAAAGUAGCGAGUAGUUCAAGAAAAGACUGGUCAAAGAAACUAGAUGACUCUCUAUGGGCAUAUAGAACUGCCUUUAAAACCUCAAUUGGUAUGUCACCUUACCAAUUAGUUUUUGGAAAGACAUGUCACUUACCUUUGGAGUUGGAGCAUAAAGCUUAUUGGACUACUAAAUGGCUAAACUUUGAUUUACCCAGUGCUGGAAAGAAGAGAAUUCUGCAAUUACAUGAAUUAGAGGAGUUUAUCGACAUCAAGCCUAUGAGAAUGCAAAGUUGGAAACUUAGAUCAAGAUGGUCUGGACCUUUUAUGAUCAAAGAAAUAUCUCCCUUUGGAGCAAUUCUGAUUAAGGAUCAAAAGACAGGAAGAGAAUUCAAGGUCAAUGGCCAAUGA